AUGGUUCACUUACUUAUAGGCUUUGCCUAUGCAAGCAGUUUUAUCAAACUCCCCCUUAUAUUUAAACAAAAUUUUAGGUGAAAAAGUAUUAUUUUUUAUAGUUUUAACUAAUUUAAUGGAAAUAAUGCAAGUAGAAUGCUACUUAACUGCUUUGAUUCUGAAUCGAUUAAAUUAAUAUAAAAAAAUUAAUUUCAAAUUAUGAAGUGACAUUGUAGACUAAGAUGAUCCAAAAGAGGCCCUGGGCUACAGUAAUGAUUUGAAAUUGUUAUGAACUUUUCAAGUCACAGAAUUUUUUUAGCAUAUAUGAGUACAUGCUUUGUCUUAAUGUGUUUAAUCGCUGCUGAGCAGUUCCUUUAAUGAUAUGUUCAGUUUCUGGGGUCUUAAAUCGUUUUUUAAACUCAUCCCAGUCAAUCAGUCCGUCGUUAUUUGUAUCAAUUCUUGCCUGGAUCAUAUCAAUAUCUCUCGCUGUUCAAGUUUUUUUCUGCUUUGAUUUUUUUCAGGUUAAAAUUCUCCUUUCUUUGUUAAGAUCUUGACUAGGAUCAUUGCUUUUAUUGCCUGAUCUUCUAUCUGAAUCUUUUGCGUCCUAUGGCAUUUUCAUAAGGAUUUUCAUCAAGAUUUAUACCUUUGGUGGAAAUAUUUUGAUACUGUUUAUUCCUUUUUGAUUUCCUCUAUUAUUUUUUGAUUUUUGAUUUUUUUAA
Molecule: messenger RNA, 698 nt
Organism: Blepharisma stoltei
Lineage: Eukaryota; Ciliophora; Heterotrichea; Heterotrichida; Blepharismidae
Source: the annotation of a GenBank genome assembly